Messenger RNA from Alternaria ventricosa, 2490 nucleotides. RefSeq lists its product as uncharacterized. Gene Ontology annotation, biological process: glucan catabolic process. The transcript is spliced from 3 exons. Gene Ontology annotation, molecular function: beta-glucosidase activity. NCBI's taxonomy places the organism in Eukaryota, Fungi, Ascomycota, Dothideomycetes, Pleosporales, Pleosporaceae. The record is from RefSeq and is a predicted model, not a curated record. Bases 1 to 2490 code for a protein of 829 amino acids.
AUGGACGUAGAAGACGUCCUAUCUCAAUUGACGCUCGCAGAGAAAUGCAAUCUCCUUUCAGGCGGCUCAUUCUGGCGCACCCUCGCCAUCCCCCGCCUAUCGAUCCCCUCCCUCUGCAUCACCGACGGCGCUGACGCCGUCCGCGGCAGCCGCUUCUUCAACUCAACACCGAGUGUGUGUCUUCCUUGCGGCUCCGCCCUCGCCUCAACCUGGAACCCAGAGCUGCUCCAACGCCUCGGCACACUAAUGGGCGAAGAGUGCCGCGCAAAGAAAGCCCACGUCCUACUCGCUCCGACGAUCAACAUUCCGCGCAGCCCCCUCGCUGGCCGUAUCCACGAGUGCUACGGCGAAGAUCCAUAUCUUGCUGGUAUGUUGGCGGGCAUGUUUAUCCGCGGGAUUGAGGGGACGGGCAUAACGGCGACGGUGAAGCAUUUUGUGUGUAAUGAUCAGGAGCAGGGGAUUUUUGCCAUGGAUUGCGUGGUUAGUCAGAGGGCGUUGAGGGAGAUUUAUUUGAGGCCGUUUGAGUUGGCGGUGAAGGUGGGGAGGCCGGGGGCGCUGAUGACUGCGUAUAACAAGGUUAAUGGGGUGCAUGUUACGGAUAGUGUGGAAUUGUUGAAGGGGGUGUUGAGAGGGGAGUGGGGGUACCAGGGGCUUGUUAUGAGUGAUUGGUUUGGCAUGUACGGCGUACAAGGAGCAGUCGAAGCAGGCGUUGACCUAGAGAUGCCCGGCCCAGGUGAAUGGAGAGGCAAGCGGCUUGCACAUGCCGUUGCAGCGAAAAGAGUCGACAAAGAAUGCGUAGACGACCGAGCAAGAGCGGUACUAAAUCUGGUCAAGAAAGCGUCAGCGUCGAAGAUCGAGGGCACCGAAGAAGAAACACUGGACAGGUCCGAAGAUAGAGCCCUCUUACGCGAGGCAGCAGCCGAGUCCAUCGUCCUCAUGAAGAACGACGAGAACAUCUUACCCUUCGACAUCAACAAGCCAAUCGCCAUCAUCGGGCCCAACGGAAAGGUAGCCGCCUACCGAGGAGGCCGAGUAGCCCAUCUACGUCCCUACAACACCGUCACGCCCUUUGACGCAAUUACAGAACGCUCCCAAGCCGCCGUGCACUUCUCGCAAGGCAUCUACAACCACUACGAACUACCCCUCCUCGGUGCACAAAUGCGAACAAAGAGCGGGAAAGUGGGCUACGACAUGACCAUCUACUCUGCCCCACCAGACGCAACAACACCCCCGCGCCGCCUCCUCGAUCACUACGAGCUCCUCAACUCGUGCGGUUUCUUCUUCAACUACCAUGACAAGAACCUACGCGAAUACUCCAUCGACAUCACCGGCACCUUCACACCCUCCUCAUCCGGACUUUUCGAUUUCGGCCUCAGCGUCCAGGGAACCGCGAAUUUAUACAUCGACAAAGAGCUCAUCAUCGACAAUACAUCGCACCAAAAGAAAGCAGAUGGUUUCUUCCGCAACGGCACAGUCGAAGAACACGGAAGCAUGGAUGCUGUCGCAGGGCAAACGUACCAAAUACUGUGUCGCUGGAAUUCACCUUCCAUAUCCGGCGCCUCCAGCAGCGGCAGCGACGACACAGCAUUUAAACCAGGUAACAUCCGUCUAGGGGGUUGCCACCGCCUCGAUACAAACACCGCCAUCGCAUCGGCCGCCCACCUCGCCUCCCAAACCCCCCAAACCAUCAUCCUCGCCGGCUUCGUCGGCGAAUGGGAAUCCGAAGGCAACGACCGCAAAGACAUGUCGCUUCCCCCUCACACCGACUCUCUCAUCACCGCCGUGCUUGCCGCAAACAGUAAGGCCGUUGUAGCCAUCAGUUCCGGCGGGCCAUACUCCAUGCCCUGGCUGUCUGACACAAAAGCGCUCCUGCAGGUCUGGUACGGCGGCAAUGAAACGGGGAAUGCAAUCGCGGACGUGGUGUACGGAAUUACGAAUCCGAGUGGCAAGUUGCCGUUGAGUUUCCCGGUGAGGGUGCAGGAUAAUCCUGCGUUUCUUUGUGGGCAUGCGGAUCAAGAGAGGGUGCUUUAUGCGGAUGAUGUUUAUGUCGGGUAUAGGUAUUAUGAUGCUGUUGACCGAGAUGUGCUGUUUCCGUUUGGGCACGGGCUGUCCUAUACUAGUUUCGAGAUCAGCGGGGUUGGUGUCGCGGUGGACGGGCAGGAACUGGUGGUUGAAUGUCAAGUUGAGAAUACGGGGGAGAGGGAGGGCAAGGAGACGGUGCAGGUUUAUGUGAAGAAUCGGGAGGCUAGUGUGAGGGGACCUGAGAAACAAUUGAGGGGGUUCAGUAAGCUGAGUGUGGGGAGGGGGGAGAAGAAGAAGGUGGAGGUCAGGAUGGGGCUUUGGGGUGCGACGGCGUGGUGGAGUGAGGAUAGGGGGAAGUGGGUGAGGGAGAAGGGGAGGUACGAUGUUUUGGUGGGAGCGUCGAGUAGAGCGGCAUUCGCAAAGGCGGAGUUUACGCUGGAUACUACGGAAGAGACAAGGAGUCGGUGA